AUGCCUCUCACUGGACACUGUCUCUGCAAGGCCGUGACUUACACCGCAGAAGUCGACGAGCCCGCCAUCACCGCCUAUGACCACUGCGAUGACUGCCAGCGUCAGUCUGGCUCCACUUAUUCGCUGGUCGCCGUCGUCCCCAAGGACAAGCUGACCAUCAACGGCCCAAUCAAGAGCUGGGCUGGCAAGGGUAGCUCCGGCCAGGCCGUGCACCGCCUCUUCUGCUCCGAGUGCGGCUCCCCCAUUGCCCACGACCCCGAUGCUGCCCCCGAAAUCAUCGCUCUGAAGGCCGGUACUCUCGACACCGAGAUCAAGAAGACCCUCAAGCCCACCGUGGAGAUCUGGUGCGCCAGCAAGCUCCCCUUCUGCCAGGAGAAGCUCGAGAAACCCUUCCAGGGCAUGCCCGAGUAA
Messenger RNA from Penicillium argentinense, 411 nucleotides. Its product is annotated as GFA family protein. The transcript is spliced from 2 exons. Lineage: Eukaryota; Fungi; Ascomycota; Eurotiomycetes; Eurotiales; Aspergillaceae. The record is from RefSeq and is a predicted model, not a curated record. Gene Ontology annotation, molecular function: carbon-sulfur lyase activity. The coding region runs from base 1 to 411 and encodes 136 amino acids.